CACUCGCACAUUUUUCCAAACUGUAUUCGCUUGGUCACCUGCGAAGUCUAUUGCAGCAACUAUGUUGAACCGCUUCCAAACACGCAAGCAAAAAAUUCUGGAGCAGCUAACCGUCCCGGAUGAGGAAUACCAGGACCUGUCACCUAAAGGUUCUGUAGAUGCGCCGAUUCGCGCCUUGAUCGGGGACUUGAACGUCCUUGAAGGGCUAGUCACAACGAGCAGCUGCUCUGGGCGCAUAAGCGUCUUCCUCGAGGGACGUAAAGCUGAUCCCACGGAAGCCACACCUCAAGAUGAGUCACACGCAGGUCCUGGGGGCAAAGGAGGCGGAGGUCAGUGGCUCUACAUAUCACACGAUCCAAUCGCGAUACCUCUAGAUGAAUCGUCCGACUAUAUGCAGACUUUUGGCCUGGUGAAGGGUGAAUCUGGCGCGGGGUCUUUCAAUCUAGCAUGCAGGUACAUUCAUUUGAAGUUUGAGCCCAUGAUUCUACACAUCUUGACAGCGUCCUUAGAAGACUGCCAGCGCGUACUCACUGCCGCUCUCAGCGCAGGCUUCAGGGAAAGCGGUGCCAUGAGCUUGGCUCCAUCCAGGAGUGGAGAACUCAAUCCUAUGGUGGCUGUGAGGUCUACAGGCUAUUCCUUCGAUUCAAUCAUCGGCUACCACGAUAGUUCGGGGCAGAACAUCGCGCUUGUGGACGGAAACUAUCUCCGGACGCUGGUGCAUGUUGCCAACGAACGUUUCCAAAUCAACACAGAGAGGAUUGCACGAUUCAGGGUAGCCUUACUCCAGCAGUACCAGCAGAAUGAAAGACACAGAGGCGCGAUCUCCGAAUGGGAGGAUGCUGGAGCCAGAAAAGCGCGUAAAAGAGCAGAGGGGCUGGCUCGUCAGCAAGCUUUGAAAGUCCAAAUCGAGUCGGACAGUACCAAUAAUGUUUCCGCAGCAACACAAGAUGGUGAUCUGAGCAACGUGUUCGAUUGAAGCCGCUGAUGCAAGCGAUAUCAAACAAUCGUCCCUACGCAAACGAUGUCUCCGUUCAAUCCCGCAAACAUUAUGACUCAUUCUGCGUCAAGUGCGAAAAGGCACGCACUUGUGCCAACUCGGGGACUAUACGCACUGUUUUACGAAGACAAUGUCUCCGAGAUAGUCGACAUCUCCAUCGAGAAGCACUCCUCGGCUAGGUG
Messenger RNA from Paraphaeosphaeria sporulosa, 1179 nucleotides. RefSeq lists its product as uncharacterized. The transcript has 2 exons. Gene Ontology annotation, biological process: tRNA methylation. The record is from RefSeq and is a predicted model, not a curated record. NCBI's taxonomy places the organism in Eukaryota, Fungi, Ascomycota, Dothideomycetes, Pleosporales, Didymosphaeriaceae. Gene Ontology annotation, molecular function: tRNA methyltransferase activity. The coding region runs from base 62 to 976 and encodes 304 amino acids. Gene Ontology annotation, cellular component: cytoplasm.